Prorocentrum cordatum is the source of this 1494-nucleotide messenger RNA. The record is from the annotation of a GenBank genome assembly. Lineage: Eukaryota; Dinophyceae; Prorocentrales; Prorocentraceae.
AUGGACGCGAUGCAGGAGCAGGUGGACGAUGUGUGGAGGCAGACGUCUUUCUACCUGGAGCACUUUUUCAGGAGCGCGAUGAGGAAAACAAUGGACGACACUGGAGAGGAGGCGGAGAGCAUCCGAGGUUGGAGCGUCAGGAAAAACACGAAGACAUUUCGGUGCCAGAAGCACCAGUUUGGCGAAUGUGACGACCCACGCACGUCGGCGCACAUCCAGCAGCUGGACAACCUGCGAGGGCGGAUGAGGCACAUGCAAUGGCUGCGGAGGAAGGGCCGCGAGGACGGCGCAGAAGGACGAAAGCUCGAGGAGAAGAUCCGCGAAGGGCUGACGAAGCACGGGCUGGUUACGUUGAAGGAGGUCGAGGUGAAGCUGGAGGAGCUCCGAAAGCAGCGGAGGCAGGGCCGCAUGGACAGGCUACGGGGAUCCGCUCCGGGCGCUGAUGGCUGGCAUGGAGAUGAGCUCGCUUCGCUCUACUGCCCUGCGGUGGUCUCACACCUGGCUGACGUCUUCAAUUUCAUGCUGGACCAGGGCUGCGUACCCACUGAGUGGCGCAAGGCACGGCAAGUAAUGCUCCCGAAGGAGGGCACGGGAAGGAGAAAGAGGGACGGAAGCAACGCCGUGCAGGCGCUGCGGCCCAUCACCAUCUUGAGCUGCUGGUGGCGCCUGCUCGGCAGCGCGCUGCUGCGGUCACCCGACGCCCAAGCGUGGCAGAAGAAAUGGUGGAGGGAGGAGGCUGUGGGUGGACGCAAGGCUGGUGAGGUGGACAUGCCGCUCAUGAACCUCAGCGACCCGUGGUCCAUGAUAGCUAUGGUGGCGGUCCGAAGCCUGCCGAUCAUGGCCAUCGUGGCGCGCUUCCCUGCAUCGGAGCUGACCUGCUUCGUGGACGACAGGUCGUGGACGCCCAGCACGGCGCAGGAGCUGCUGGCAGUGGGUGAGGCAGCCGCGGGCAGGCAGCAGCUGCCCGGAGCAGGCGCGCCGCACACCACUGUGACGGUGAUGCUCGAAAGGAGUGCGCACCUGCCCGCCUGCGUGAGGAUGAAGGAAGCGACGAUGGCAGGCAGGGCGCUGGCAGUCGCUGAGUACGGCUGCAUCGACAGGCAGACGAACAAGAAGGAUGAGACGCAGCUACGGGCGGCGAUCGUGAGGGCGAGGAAGGAUGCUCUGGUCGGGUCCAUGCCCUCCUGCAAGGCUGCGGCCGGCAGGAACGUGCCGGGUGGGAGCGGGGAGGCGCCCGCGCGAUUCUCGGCCUGCGCGGAGGCAGCGCCCGCUGGUCGGAGUGCAGAGGACGCGCCGAGCACGUGCUCCAGGUGGCGGGAGCAAAACCGCGUCGAUUCGUUCCUGUGCCGGUUCGAGCAGUACGACGAGCGGCGCUGCAGGGCCGCGAGGCUUCUGGCAGAGGGCAGCACGCACGCGGCCAGCGUGAUGUCUGGGGCAUUCGUCUCGCCGGCGCACCUGCAGGCGCCCGACUUCGAGCACGUGGUCUGGCGCUGA